AUGACCGACUUCGCUAGCUUCGUCAAGGAAUCGCGAGAUAAGAAACAGAAGGAGAACCUUGCACAGCAGUUCCUAGGCUCUCGCGGCCGCACAGCAACCCCAACAUCGGGUUCCGGCGCAAAGUCAAGACAGCCACCGGAGAAGCCGACGCUCCUGAGUCGCAUAAGCGGAGGUGCCGGUAUCCAGAAGGGUCGCUCAUCGUCGGCAAAGCCUUCUGGCAACAUUGAUGGGAAAUGGCAACACGACCUGCACAAGGUCAACAACCCUAAUGGUCCGCCUGCCAGAGCUGCGAAGCUCGGCCGCCCGGCCUCUGCCUCUCAAAUCGAUCGCAACAGCCGGACAUAUGACAAGUUUGCUUCUGCUCUGAACAAGAACGCAAGCGGACGCAACGACAAUGCGCCGGGGUUCAGCAUCAAAGGUGUUGCGAGCACUGGCCCGUUCACAGUCAUUGCCAGUAACUUCGCCCCUGGAACAACGGCGUCAGACAUCGAGGCAGUCAUGGCACCUCAUGGAGGAGAGUCCCUUGGCUGCAAGAUGCUGACAGCCUCCCCAACGGUCAUGGUGGAGCUCACAUUUGCAACAAGAGAGGGAGCCGAGAACGUGAUCGCGACUUUCAAUAGCCAGAAGGCCGAUGGUAGAACUCUCUACGUAUACCUAAAGGAGACACCCACGAGUAACGCACUUGCCCACUCUCGACCACCACCUGGUCGUGUCACGCAAGCACUCGAUGACAUGGAGGUCGACGCUGCCCGAGGUGGAAGCUUGCAAGACGGGAGAUACGGCUUUAGCGAAGGCGGCCGCCGUGAACCGCCACGAGGACCCCGCCGACGUUACUGA
Molecule: messenger RNA, 837 nt
Organism: Boeremia exigua
Lineage: Eukaryota; Fungi; Ascomycota; Dothideomycetes; Pleosporales; Didymellaceae
Exons: 2
Coding region: 1-837 (278 amino acids)
Molecular function (GO): nucleic acid binding
Source: RefSeq, a predicted model, not a curated record